UGACGUUCUUAGCCAGUCGACGCCAUAUUGCCCUCAUCUGGAGUAGCUCGGGAGGGUUCUUAAGAUAAAUUUAAAAACAUACGGAGAAUGGAUGCAAUGGCAAGCCCAGGUAAAGACAACUGUCGAAUGAAGAGCUACAAGAAUAAAGCCCUGAACCCCCAGGAAAUGCGGAGACGGAGAGAGGAGGAGGGGGUACAGCUUCGCAAACAGAAGAGGGAGGAGCAGCUCUUCAAGAGGAGGAAUGUGUGUGUACCACCUGGUGACGAGUCAAUGCUUGAAUGCCCUUGUCAGGAUCCUGACAUCAGCUCCACUGUACCUGCGUCAGGUGAAGGAGUUAUAACCCAAGAUAUGAUUCAAAUGGUCUUCUCUGAGGAUCCAGACCAGCAGCUCAUAGCCACUCAAAAGUUCAGAAAGUUACUCUCUAAAGAGCCCAAUCCUCCCAUUGAUGAGGUCAUCCAGACACCUGGUGUCAUCAACAGAUUUGUAGAAUUCCUAAAAAGGAAUGAUAACUGCACCCUUCAGUUUGAAGCAGCCUGGGCCCUAACCAACAUUGCUUCAGGGACCUUCAUACACACCAAGGUGGUCAUUGAGACGGGAGCUGUGCCUAUCUUCAUAGAGCUGCUCAACUCAGAGUAUGAAGAUGUGCAAGAGCAGGCAGUGUGGGCUCUAGGGAAUAUUGCUGGUGAUAAUGCUGAGUGCAGAGACUAUGUACUCAACUGUGGCAUCUUACCAUCUCUUCAGCAGUUGCUUGCAAAAUCGAAUCGACUCACUACCACCCGUAACGCUGUGUGGGCGCUGUCUAACCUGUGCAGAGGGAAAAAUCCCCCUCCAGACUUCGCAAAGGUGUCGCCUUGUCUGAGUGUGCUGUCUAGAUUGCUCUUCAGCAGUGAUCCUGACGUUCUCGCAGAUGCUUGCUGGGCACUUUCAUAUCUCUCAGAUGGACCCAAUGACAAAAUCCAGACAGUCAUUGACUCAGGCGUGUGCCGCAGAUUGGUGGAGCUGCUCAUGCACAGUGAUUACAAGGUGGUGUCCCCUGCACUGAGAGCAGUGGGGAAUAUUGUUACCGGAGAUGAUAUUCAGACCCAGGUGAUUCUGAACUGCUCUGCUCUGCCGUGCCUGCUCCAUUUACUCAGCAGUCCGAAAGAGUCCAUCAAAAAAGAGGCCUGCUGGACCGUCUCCAACAUCACAGCUGGGAACAGAGCACAAAUCCAGGCGGUGAUUGAUGCCAACAUAUUCCCAGUUCUAAUCGAGAUUUUGCAGAAGGCGGAGUUCCGCACCAGGAAGGAGGCCGCUUGGGGAAUAACCAACGCCACCUCGGGAGGCUCACCUGAGCAGAUCAGGUACCUAGUAUCUCUCAACACCAUAAAGCCCAUGUGUGAUCUGCUGACGGUGAUGGACUCCAAAAUUGUGCAGGUGGCUCUGAACGGCCUGGAGAAUAUCCUCAGACUGGGAGAACAAGAGUCCAAACAGAAUGGAACUGGAAUCAACCCCUACUGUGCCCUCAUUGAAGAGGCUUAUGGCUUGGACAAGAUUGAGUUUCUGCAGAGCCACGAGAACCAGGAGAUUUACCAGAAGGCCUUUGACCUGAUAGAGCACUACUUUGGAGUGGAGGAGGAGGAUGCCAACAUUGUGCCACAGGUGGAUCAAAAUCAGGCUCAGUACAUUUUCCAGCAGUCUGAGGGACCAAUGGAGGGCUUCCAGCUCUAACCCCUAUCCUGAUCUACUGGCCAAGCUUCAGGCCUUACUUUCUCUAUCCUGCUUGGAUUGUCCCCUUUUUUCUUUGUAGCACAGGACCUUGCUCCAGGACACAGAGGCCCCUACAGCUGCUCCCAGCAGAGAUAUGACACCUGCCCCCACAACAACCACAAAAUCUUCCAUUUCCAUCCUACCCAUUUUAUGAGCUCCUUUGUUGAGAGAAAGGAACUGUGAGAGGGACUGAGGGCAAAUCUCAGAGUCUGUAGUUUAAAUACAGACUUACAAGAAGCAUCUAGCAUUUGUUAUGAUUAUUAGACAUUGGCACUGGUGUCCUGUAAAGUCAACUUUACUCCAUAUCCCUUCAGAAAUGUGAAACUACCUCUUCAAUCAGAAAAACGAAGUGUGUGACAAACAACCAGCCUUUAGCUCUGGCAGUUCUCUUCUCUUGUGAAGUAAAUGCUUCUAUGCAAAUGGAUUUGUAUUUUUGGUGUGGCAAAAUUCGCAAGGUCUAGUGUAGUGUUUGACCAGAGAAAGUCUAACUAAUGUGUUUGCAUUGAAAGGUUUGCAUUGGACGAAUUCCCUAACUUUGUGUGACACCGCACCUACCGUUUAUGUCAUGCCAUGUUUGUUCUCAAACAUGCGUGUAUCCUGAGGGUAUAUCUAGCCUAGUACACUAUUUAUUUUGAUGUUAUGAUACCUAGAGUUGCGGUCAUGCACCGAGCCUGGGGGAUUCAGAGCCGUAUUUAUUGUGCUGUUGGGAAGAACUGGUUUGCAGGUUCCGGCUGACUAGAGCUCAGCCGGCCUCAGCACCCGCUUUGUUAAUGCUGUUCAAGCAUUCUGGAAACUGUUGCAUGGAAUUAUUUAAGCGUGGUCACAUGAUCACCAAGAUGCAGUCGUUUGAAUGUAUGCAUAUCAUUGUCAUGGUUUCAUUGGACUGUUCCUCAUCUCACCUUUUGCCACUUAGGCUUUUAUGGAUUGUUAUUUUUCAGAUGUUAAAGAAAUGCUCAGAAAAAGUAAAAAUGUGUAUAUUAUAUAUACAUUGAGGAUUUAAGGAACAAUUUAUCAUUUACAUGAUAUUGCAGAGCUUGGUAUGCAGUGAAAUACUAAUUAAACAGAGGGAAAGUCACCUUCUGUCAAAUGUUGGAGCUUUUCCUCAUUGUGACCCCUACUAGUGCUCAAUUUCCUUUAAGGAACUUCUCUUAUUUCUUUCUUUUUUUCUUCUUUUUUUUAACUGCCUGAAUUGAAUUUAUAUCCAAAAGACCUGUCUGGCAGAAAGUUUCUCUCUGUUCUCAAUUUUUAGUGUGAUUAAAUACCUCCUUGUAAUGUUCUGUCCAUGAAUGCACCCAAGUUUGAUCCAAAUAAACAAAUUAAUGGGAAAGCAGUAUCUUUACAAAAGCAUUGAGAUUGUACAAUGAAACUUUAUCAAGCACAUUCAAUUGUGUAUAGUUGUGUAAUAUUUCUCAUGUUUGUACAAUGUUUUCUAAGUUUAGGUUGCUUUUUGUCACAUUAGGGAAAAAACAUUUGUGUUUUAAGUUAACAUUGGUACAAGCCUAGAGUGUAGAGGAGAUCAUUGCUUUCCUCAAAGACAAUUGUUGAUAUUGUGUGAAAUGAUGUAGACAAUUAAACAGACAAAUAAAAAGUUCUG
Xyrauchen texanus (razorback sucker) is the source of this 3340-nucleotide messenger RNA. It is a transcript of the gene kpna5, whose product is annotated as karyopherin alpha 5 (importin alpha 6). The transcript is spliced from 14 exons. The record is from RefSeq and is a predicted model, not a curated record. Gene Ontology annotation, cellular component: cytoplasm; nucleoplasm; nucleus. Gene Ontology annotation, biological process: NLS-bearing protein import into nucleus. Lineage: Eukaryota; Metazoa; Chordata; Actinopteri; Cypriniformes; Catostomidae. Gene Ontology annotation, molecular function: protein binding; nuclear import signal receptor activity. Bases 88 to 1707 code for a protein of 539 amino acids.